This is a messenger RNA of Eptesicus fuscus (big brown bat), 4344 nucleotides long. It is a transcript of the gene WDTC1, whose product is annotated as WD and tetratricopeptide repeats 1. Bases 532 to 2568 code for a protein of 678 amino acids. Gene Ontology annotation, molecular function: protein binding. Lineage: Eukaryota; Metazoa; Chordata; Mammalia; Chiroptera; Vespertilionidae. The record is from RefSeq and is a predicted model, not a curated record. The transcript has 16 exons. Gene Ontology annotation, biological process: negative regulation of fatty acid biosynthetic process. Gene Ontology annotation, cellular component: cytoplasm; Cul4-RING E3 ubiquitin ligase complex.
AGGGGGAGCCCGGCUCGCCAUUCUGGGAACGGCCGGGCGCUCCCUCCGUAGCGUAGCGGCCGCUGUGAGGCGCCGGGCGGGGGCGGAGACUGCGUGGCGCAGGCGCGGUGCUGGGCUUCUCCUGGGUCCCCAGACAGCUGGAGGAGAUAAACAGAGCAGGAGGAGGGAGGGGAGUGCGUGUGAGAGCGCGCGAGGGAGUGUGAGUGUGUGUGAGCGCGGGUGUGAGACGGUGCGCAGGGGCGGGCGGAGGCGCUGUCCGGCCCCGGCCAGGCGCCGGGCGGAGAGCAUGGGAAGGGGCUAGAGCUGCCUGGGCCCCCCAGCCCUCUCCCCGGGAUCCGCGCCCCCCCUCCCGGGAGAGGGGCCGGGCCCCCCACCGACAUGGGCUCCUGAAGUUGCGCCGCCGCCGCCGGUCCUGGGAAGAGGCCUGACAGGUAAUUAAAUGUAUGUCCUUCGGACCUGGGCUUUGCUGGAAUGCUCAAGGGUUCUGAAGAUCUUUAUCUAGCUUCUUUCUGUUGAAUCCAUUAAGAGAAGAUGGCAAAAGUCAACAUAACUAGAGACCUCAUUAAUAGGCAGAUCAAGGAGCGGGGUGCCCUGAGCUUUGAGCGGCACUACCAUGUCACUGACCCCUUUAUCAGACGGCUGGGCCUGGAAGCAGAGCUGCAGGGCCACUCAGGAUGUGUCAACUGUCUGGAGUGGAAUGAGAAAGGAGACUUGCUGGCCUCUGGUUCCGAUGACCAGCACACGAUUGUGUGGGACCCGCUGCACCACAAGAAGCUGCUCUCCAUGCACACGGGACACACUGCAAAUAUCUUCUCUGUCAAGUUCCUGCCUCACGCUGGGGACCGCAUCUUGAUCACGGGGGCAGCCGACUCCAAGGUGCAUGUCCACGACCUGACAGUAAAGGAGACGAUCCACAUGUUUGGAGACCACACAAACCGGGUGAAGCGCAUCGCCACGGCACCCAUGUGGCCCAACACGUUCUGGAGUGCUGCUGAGGAUGGGCUGAUCCGACAGUAUGACCUUCGGGAGAACAGCAAACACUCGGAAGUGCUGAUUGACCUGACAGAGUACUGUGGCCAGCUGGUGGAGGCCAAGUGCCUCACUGUCAACCCCCAGGACAACAACUGUCUGGCGGUAGGGGCCAGUGGGCCCUUCGUGAGGCUCUACGACAUUCGCAUGAUCCAUAACCACAGAAAGAGCAUGAAGCAGAGCCCUUCUGCAGGUGUGCACACUUUCUGUGACCGGCAGAAGCCCCUUCCGGAUGGUGCAGCCCAGUAUUACGUAGCAGGUCAUCUGCCAGUGAAGCUGCCUGACUACAACAACCGUCUGAGAGUGCUGGUUGCCACCUACGUGACCUUUAGCCCCAGUGGCACAGAGCUGCUGGUCAACAUGGGAGGGGAACAGGUCUACUUGUUUGACCUGACGUACAAGCAGCGGCCAUACACGUUCCUCUUGCCUAGAAAAUGCCACUCCUCAGGGGAAGUUCAGAAUGGCAAGAUGUCCACCAAUGGUGUGUCCAACGGCGUGUCCAACGGCCUGCACCUUCACAGCAAUGGCUUCCGGCUGCCAGAGAGUAGGGGAUAUGUGAGCCCCCAGGUAGAGCUGCCCCCAUACCUGGAGCGUGUGAAACAGCAAGCCAAUGAGGCUUUUGCCUGCCAGCAGUGGACCCAGGCCAUUCAGCUUUACAGCAAGGCUGUGCAGAGGGCCCCUCACAAUGCCAUGCUCUACGGGAACCGAGCUGCUGCCUACAUGAAGCGCAAGUGGGAUGGUGAUCACUACGAUGCCCUGAGAGACUGCCUCAAGGCCAUCUCCCUAAAUCCAUGCCAUCUGAAGGCACACUUCCGCCUGGCCCGCUGCCUCUUUGAGCUCAAGUACGUGGCUGAGGCCCUGGAGUGCCUGGAUGACUUCAAAGGGAAGUUCCCGGAGCAGGCCCACAGCAGCGCUUGUGAUGCAUUGGGCCGUGACAUUACGGCCGCCCUCUUCUCCAAAAACGAUAGUGAGGAGAAGAAGGGAGCUGGCGGUGGCGGUGGCCCAGUCCGCCUCCGCAGCACGAGCCGCAAGGACUCCAUCUCAGAAGACGAGAUGGUGCUGCGGGAACGAAGCUACGACUACCAGUUCCGCUAUUGUGGCCACUGCAACACCACCACGGAUAUCAAGGAGGCCAAUUUCUUUGGCAGCAACGCUCAGUACAUCGUCAGUGGCUCUGACGAUGGCUCCUUCUUCAUCUGGGAAAAGGAGACCACCAACCUAGUCCGCGUGCUCCAGGGGGACGAGUCCAUUGUCAACUGCCUGCAGCCGCACCCCAGCUACUGCUUCCUGGCCACCAGCGGCAUCGACCCUGUGGUACGGCUGUGGAAUCCCCGGCCAGAGAGUGAAGACCUCACAGGCAGAGUCGUGGAGGACAUGGAGGGCGCUUCCCAGGCCAACCAGCGGCGCAUGAACGCAGACCCGUUGGAAGUGAUGCUGCUCAACAUGGGCUACCGGAUCACAGGCCUGAGCAGCGGGGGUGCUGGGGCCUCUGACGAUGAGGACAGCUCCGAGGGCCAGGUGCAGUGCCGGCCCAGCUAGACCCUCAGCCCUGGUCCCCAGCCCCUGCUACUGGCUGGACCCUCCACCCUGGGCAGGAGGGCAGGGGGUUCUGUUUUGGUUUGUCUUCCCCCCACCCCAUUUUUUCAUUUCCCCUGUUUUGUUUGUUAGUUUGGCAUUGGGGGUGGGGGUUGCUACAGUUUGCUGGCUUUCAGACUUUGGGGCAGAUUGCCCUUGACUGACCCCAGCCCUGAGCAAAAGAGCAGGAGGGGAAGCCCCUCCCUUUGCCCCCCCACCUCCCCUCCCAGGUCCCUGGAGGGCUCUGGCCUGCCUCAGGUGUGGAGGCCAGGCUGAAGCUGUCUUCAAGGGCUGCCCUACCCUUCUGUUGGCAGCAGGAAGGGGAUUGGAAUUCCCAGUCCAUAAGGGCUAGCCUUGACCUGUUGCCACUCUUGCUCCCUGACUGGCAAGGCUAGCUCCCUCCUCCGUGGUCUUCAGGGAAGGCUCUGAAAAAGGACGGGGUCCCACCCUCCCUCCAGAGCCACUGUGUCAGGGUGGAAGCAGAAGGAAGGAUGGGAGCCCUGGACCUGGUGUGGGCAAGGCCAGGCCACUGUGCCUGCUCUCACUGGCCACCCCUGGGUACUCAGUCUUUCCUGAGGACCUUGGAGGGGGAGAGGGGGCACCACACUGUACCCUGCCCACCCACGCCAGACCUUCCACACUACGGCUACUCUCCUUUCUCAGGCGCUCCUGGCCUCACUGUGACCUUUCUGCCAGAGCUCCCAGCCAGGCCUACUCUUGCUGAGGUGGGGCUCCCUGCUAAGGGCCCUUCUUGCCCUUUCUCCCCUUCCUCUCACCCCACAUGCAGAGCCGCCACAAAGACCAAAGAAGUGAUGGCUUUUCUCUGUCCCCUGCUGCUCUGGGGGGAGGAGGGGGAGUCUCCUGAGCCACUCAGAUGGGAAAGUCCCUAACUCAGUCCCCUCCCUCCUCAGCAGCCCCAAGCUUUACACUGGAUGCAGCGGUCACCCCAUCACUCACCAAGCCCCCCUCUCUCUGCUCCUUGGCUCUCAGCUCGGGAGCUGCUCCCAGUAGUUGGUUCAUCCUUCCUCCCCUCUCCCUCCUCCCUCCCCUCAGUGCUUACUUGGCUCCAGCCCUCCAGCUGCAGCCUCUGGGGAGAAGCAGCCCCUUCUUUUCCUCCCUCCCUCCUCCCGCCCAUCUCUGCCAGGUGCCUCCUCUCAGUCAGGCUUCAGAGCAGCCCUGGAGACAGGAGGGCCAUGUGAAAAGCUUUUUCACAGUUUUAAGAAGACAGGGGGGUGAGGAUAGUGGUGGGGGGUCUGGCACUAUCUCGUCAUUGCUUUAAUCCCAGCAACACAGGUGGCAGCUUCUCUCCCCCCUCCCACCCAGUCCCUCUUUCCACCCCUCUCUUCUCCUUGGUAAUGAAGUCUAUUUAUUGGCGAAGGAAACAGCUGCUGCUCCUCCUGCUGCUGGGACUUGCUCCCCUGUCUCUUCUUCAUGACCUUUCUCCAGCCAAGGAGGGGAGAGCCAGGAGCACUGGGGCUGGGCCCUGGGCCCACAGACCCGCAGGGGCCCCUUUGCUUUCCUGUGUUCGAGCUGCCCACCAUUUCCUCUCUCCUUGCUCUCCACCCACCCUCCCUCCCUCCCUCCCUCCCACUGUGCCCUGCCUGUCUAGCCCUGGCCCUGCAGUGUGGAGAGACACAUAAGCCUUACUGUUCUCUGGGGGCAGGAGCCGAGCCUUUUUGUUGCUCCGCUCCCAGGAGAGUGAGGGUGACGCAAUUGAUUAAAACCGUUUUGUUCUAGGUA